Molecule: messenger RNA, 5600 nt
Organism: Camellia sinensis
Lineage: Eukaryota; Viridiplantae; Streptophyta; Magnoliopsida; Ericales; Theaceae
Product: ATP-dependent RNA helicase DEAH12, chloroplastic
Cellular component (GO): intracellular anatomical structure
Molecular function (GO): ATP binding; helicase activity; zinc ion binding
Source: RefSeq, a predicted model, not a curated record
AAAAAAAAAAAAAAAAAAAAGCCGCAAAUCAAACGCUUCCCUGACAAGCGGAGAGACCCCCCGUUUACCGUCUCCUGUACACCACCUCUCUCUCUAUAUAUUGCUAUCGGUCUCGCCGCCUUUACUACUUUCUCUCUCCGUUCUCUCCCUCUCUCUCUCUCUCUCACUCUCACUGUUGUCUAGGGUUUUGGAUUUCUCGCUCUAAUGCGCCCAAUGAACAGAGCUCGUCCCCCCACCACAGCCAGGCACGGCGGCGGUGGCUGUUCGCCGCCUAUCAUGGCCCCGCGGGGCCUCGUUCACGCGAAUUUCCGGCCGUAUCAGGAGUGGAGACCCCAGUUCACUCCGAAUAACUGGCGCGAUCGCCCUCCAGGUUGCUCCAAAUUCAGUGUCGAGCUUCGUUCCGAUGGUCGGGGGUUCAACAAGGCCAAUGUCGAGGCCUUAAUUUCCAAAUGCAAGUAUAAACCAGAGGGUUUUGAUGUUCUCUCCUUCGGUUCUGUUGCCGCGAGAUUGUAUUUUCGCCGGUGGAUUGACGCACUCGAAACCACUGUGUAUUUUUGGGAAAUUCGACUCGAUGGUGUUCAUUUGUUAACCCCGUGUCUCAUGCCGAGUCCCUGCGACAUGAACAAGCUUAGGGAUCGACUCAGAGCUCUCUUCACCGAUCGUGUCUUGCAAUUGAUGGAAGGGGAUUUGGUCCAGAAGUGGCAAAAGAAGCUGGGGCUCGUGAUGAAGGAGAUUGACGGCGUUGUGGCUUUGCUUCGAAAGCUUAAUCGGAUUAAUGUUUGCGAAGAGCUUUUGAUGAAGAAGGCUGGGUUGGAUUCUGAAAAGAGCUUGAUUGAGAAGAGGAUUGAAGAAUUUAAAUCUUCAAUGACGACUAUUCUUAAUCACCUUGAAGGGACACUAGCAAGCUGCGACGGUGUGGAGUUGUUUAGGUUUAGAAGACCAUUUGAAUGGGUUAGGAUUCAUUGCCUGAUAAGGAGGGAGUGUCGCCGAUUGGAGGAUGGCUUGCCAAUUUAUGCCUGUCGUCAGGAAAUACUUACAGAAAUCUAUAACCAACAGGUAUUGGUAUUGAUUGGAGAAACUGGUUCAGGGAAGAGUACACAGUUGGUUCAGUUUCUUGCUGAUUCAGAAGUAGCUGGGAAUGAGUCCAUUAUAUGCACUCAGCCGCGCAAACUUGCAGCUAUCUCAUUGGCUCAAAGAGUUCAAGAGGAAAGUUGUGGGUGUUAUCAUGAUAAUUCAGUCAUAUCUUAUCCAACAUAUUCAUCUUCACAGCAGUUCAAUUCCAAGGUAAUAUACAUGACGGACCAUUGCUUAUUGCAGCACUACAUGAAAGAUGAGAAUUUAUCUGGGAUUUCAUGUAUCAUUGUUGAUGAGGCUCAUGAAAGAAGCUUAAACACUGAUCUACUUUUAGCAUUGAUAAAAAAUUUACUUCGUCAGAAGCCUGAUCUGAGGCUUGUCAUAAUGUCUGCAACAGCUGAUGCACACCAGCUUGCAGAGUAUUUUUUUGGUUGUGGAACCUUUCAGGUGGUGGGCAGAAACUUUCCAGUUGAUAUCAUAUAUGUCCCUUGUGCAUCUGAAGGAACUUCUGAUUCUGCUAAUAUUGCCUCAUAUGCUUCUGAUGUUGUGAGGAUGGUGACUGAGAUCCAUAGAAAAGAGAAAGAUGGGACGAUUCUUGCUUUCUUAACUUCUCAGAUGGAAGCAGAAUGGGCUUGUGAAAAGUUCGAAGAUCCCUCUGUUGUUGCAUUAGCUUUACAUGGAAAACUUUCCUAUGAAGAUCAGCGUGUCUUUCUUGAUUACCCAGGUAAAAGAAAAGUUAUAUUUGCCACCAAUGUUGCUGAGACAUCAUUGACAAUUCCAGGGGUGAAGUACGUGGUUGAUUCUGGCAUGGUGAAAGAGAGUAGGUUUGAACCUGGUACUGGUAUGAAUGUGCUCAAAGUUUGCAGGAUCAGCCAGAGUUCCGCGAACCAACGAGCUGGUCGUGCUGGGAGAACUGAACCGGGAAGGUGUUAUAGACUUUAUUCAGAAUAUGAUUUUGUUUUGAUGCCUUGUCAUCAGGAACCUGAGAUUCGUAGGGUUCAUCUUGGUGUAGCAGUUCUAAGGAUUCUUGCUUUGGGCAUGAAAGAUGUACAGAGUUUUGAUUUUGUUGAUGCACCUAGUGUGACUGCUAUUGAUAUGGCCAUUAGAAAUCUUAUUCAAUUAGGAGCUGUUGUAUUGAAGAAUGAUGUGUUGGAAUUAACCAAGGAUGGACUGAAAUUGGUUAGAUUGGGUAUCGAACCUCGGCUGGGGAAAAUGAUUCUUCAAUGCUUUGACAACCAAUUGGGUAAAGAGGGCGUUGUUCUUGCUGCUGUUAUGGCAAAUGCCAAUAGCAUAUUUUGCAGAGUCGGUAAUGAAGAAGAUAAGCUUAAAUCUGACUGUCUUAAGGUGCAGUUUUGCCAUCACUAUGGUGACCUCUUCACUCUGCUCUCCGUUUAUAAGGAAUGGGAGAGUGUGCCCCAAGAAAAGAAAAAUAAGUGGUGUUGGGAGAAUAGCAUAAAUGCCAAAUCCAUUCGGAGAUGCCAAGAUACAGUCUCUGAAUGGGAAACAUGUCUUCAAAAUGAGCUUAAUCUUAUUAUUCCAAGCUACUGGCGUUGGAAUCCGCAGGUGUGUACUGAGCUUGAUAAACAUUUGAAAAAUGCUAUACUCUCUUCCCUUGCAGAGAACAUAGCUAUGUAUUCAGGAUAUGAUCACCUUGGUUAUGAGGUUGCAUUAACUGGAAAGCAUUUCCAGUUACAUCCUUCAUGUUCAUUGCUAAUCUUUGGUCAGAGGCCAAGUUGGGUAGUUUUUGGUGAUAUCCUAUCCAUAUCCAAUCAGUAUUUGGUCUGUGUAACUGCUUUUGAUUACGAAUAUUUGUCUACCCUUUGCCCUCCUCCUCUGUUUGAUUUCUCCAAGAUGGAGAGUCAGAAGCUCCAAAUGAGGGUUUUGACCGGUUUCGGCUGUACACUAUUAAAGAAAUUCUGCGGAAAGUCUAACCAUAAUCUCCUUCAUCUUGUUUCAUGCAUUAGAACAGCUUGUAUGGAUGCACGGAUUGCCAUUGAAGUUAAUGUUGACCAGAAUGAAAUUCGAUUAUUUGCCUCUUCAAAAGACAUGGAGAAGGUUUGUAGCCUCGCAAAUGACAUUUUGGAGUAUGAAAGAAAAUGGUUGCAGAAUGAAUGUAUGGAGAAAUGCUUAUAUCAUGGAGGACUUGGUCUCUCACCUUCUGUUGCUUUGUUUGGAGCUGGUGCAGAGAUAAAGCAUCUGGAGCUCGAAAAGAGAUGUUUGACUGUUGAUGUGUUUCUUUCAGACGUGAAUGCUGUUGAUGAUAAGGAGCUUUUGACAUUUUUGGAGAGAAGUAGCUCUGGUAGUAUUUGUGCAGUCCAAAAAUUCACAGGCAGUGGACAAGAUAGUGAUGAGAAGGAAAAGUGGGGGAGGAUAACAUUUCUUACACCUGAUGCUGCUAAGAAAGCUGCUGAGUUGAAUCCAGUUGAAUUCAAUGGUGCCUCAUUGAAGAUAAUUCCUUCACGGAGCUUUGGAGGUGAUCAUAAAAUGCACUCAUUUGCUGCUGUUAGAGCAAAAGUUUAUUGGCCACGCAGGUGUAGUAAGGGGUUUGCAUUUGUCAAAUGUGACAGGCAGGAUAUUGAUUAUGUGGUUAAUGAUUUCUCUAACUUGGUAAUUGGAGGAAAGUAUGUACGCUGUGCAGCUAGCAUGAAGUCCGCAGACAGUAUUAUGUUAAGUGGACUCGAUAAAGGGCUUUCUGAAGCUGAAAUUUUAGAUGUAUUAAGGACUGAAACUGGUAGGACAAUAUUGGACUUUUUCUUGGUGAGAGGGGACUCUGUAGAAAAUCCUCCAUGUGCUACUUGUGAAGAAGCACUUCUCAGAGAAAUAUCACCCUUUAUGCCUAAGAGGAACCCCCACAGUAAUUGUGUACGAGUCCAGGUAUUCCCACCAAAACCCAAGGAUUCUUUCAUGAGAGCCUUGAUCAUCUUUGAUGGAAAUCUACAUUUGGAGGCAGCAAAAGCUUUGGAGAAAAUUGAAGGGAAAGUAUUACCUGGAUUUCUUUCAUGGCAGAAGAUAAAGUGUCAGCAGUUGUUUCAGAGUUCUGUAUACUGCCCUACACCUGUCUAUUCUGUUAUCAAGGAGCAACUGCAUUCUCUCCUUGAAAGAUUGCAGCAUCGAAAAGGUGCUGAAUGCUCUCUCGUCAAGAAUGAGAACGGCUCCUAUCGAGUAAUGAUCUCUGCCAAUGCUACAAAAACUGUGGCUGAGUUGAGAAGACCUCUAGAGCAGCUAAUGAGAGGGAAGACCAUAGACCAUGCCAGCCUGACUCCUACAAUUCUACAGCUGUUAUUUUCGAGAGAUGGCAUCACUCUCAUGAAGUCACUUCAGCGAGAGACAGGAACCUACAUUCUCUUCGACAGGCAUAGCCUCAGCGUAAGGAUCUUUGGGUCUUUGAAAAGGAUUGAUAUGGCUCAACAGAAAUUAGUUCAGUCCCUUCUGACCUUAAAUGAGAGCAAGCAACUCCAAAUCCACCUCCGAGGUGUAUCUAUGCCCCCCAAUCUGAUGAAGGAAGUGGUUAAAAAUUUUGGGCCGGAGCUUCAGGGUCUCAAAGAAAAGUUUCCCGGUGCAGAAUUUACUCUCAAUUCGCGCCGCCACGUCAUUUCUAUUUCUGGUAGCAUAGAAUCAAAGCAAAAAGUUGAAGACAUAAUCUACGAGAUUGCACAGAUGAGUGGUCCUUCAGCUCAGAGGGUUGACAAUGAAGCUGGGUGUCCCAUUUGCUUGUGUGAAGUGGAGGAUGGUUACCGGCUUGAAGGCUGUUUACAUCAGUUCUGCCGAUUGUGCUUAAUAGAGCAGUGUGAGUCCGCCAUCAAAAGCCGAGACAGCUUUCCUAUGCACUGUAUGCACGAGGGUUGUGGAGCUAUAAUUUUGCUUACUGACUUGAGAUCUCUAUUGUCGAGUGAGAAGUUAGAUGAACUUUUCAGGGCCUCUCUGGGCUCAUUUGUGGCAUCAAGUGGAGGUAAUUUCAGGUUUUGCCCAUCACCCGAUUGCCCUUCAGUUUAUCAAGUGGCAGAGCCCGGUACGUCUGGAAAGCCAUUCGUCUGUGGGGCAUGUUAUGUGGAGACGUGUACACGGUGUCACUUGGAGUAUCAUCCGUUCCUGUCGUGCGAGAAGUACAUGGAAUUCAAGGAAGAUCCAGAUUCAUCGCUGAAGGAGUGGUGCAAGGGAAAAGAACAUGUGAAGAAUUGCCCUGUCUGCGGGUAUACAAUUGAGAAGAUCGAUGGUUGCAACCAUAUCGAGUGUAGAUGUGGGAGGCAUAUCUGCUGGGUCUGUUUGGAAUUCUUUGGGGGCAGCGACGAUUGCUAUGGCCAUUUGAGGUCCGUACACCAGGCCAUUAUAUAAACCUUUAAACUAAUUUUAAGUAUAUUCAUAAAGCAAGUUUAUAUGCUGACACAUCCUCUGUAUAUAUUAUCCUCUAGAUUAUAUACGCGCAUGUGUGUUAGUGCUAUUUCGGAUACUACUUUCAGUUUGUACAUAUAUUUAGGGUUCAGUAAAUCAUGUUUACUCUUGUUACAUAUAUGGUCACAUAGAUUGCA